AUGAUGUUUAUGAAAUAUUUAAUUGCCAUCGUAUUGAUGGUAAGUGCUGUUAAUGCUUGGACUAUUCAAGAUAUGUACCAAGCUAUGUUUAAUGGAACUGGUGCUGGUGGUUUACAACCAUUUGCAACAUGUAAGAGUGCUGCUACAACUGCUCAACACUAUGCUUCAUGUGGAUGCCCAUACGUUUGGGGUGGUACAAGUUGUGGAUGUGGUGGUAGUGGUGGUAUGGAUUGUUCGGGUCUAGUUUACACAUCGUUUAGAACUGCUGGUUGGGAUGGUAUUACUCGUACUACAACUACCCAAGUUAACCAAGGAAACCAAUGUGGUGGAUCUGCUACCACUUCAUCAUCUACUACUGGAAAGACUACCGGUCCAUCUUCAACUGGUAAGACCUCUGGUCCAUCAUCUACUACUGGUAAGACUUCUGGUCCAUCUUCAACUGGAAAGACUUCUGGUCCAUCCUCAACUGGAAAGACUUCCGGUCCAUCUUCGACUGGUAAGACCUCUGGUCCAUCAUCUACUGGUAAAACAUCUGGUCCAUCAUCAUCUACAGGAUCAUCUUCACACCCAAUUACCUCUGGAUCAUCAUCAUCCAACCCAUCUGGAUCAUCAUCAUCCAAUCCAUCUGGAUCAUCUUCACACCCAAUUACCUCUGGUGCAUCUUCAUCUAACCCAUCUGGAGCAUCUUCAUCCAACCCAUCUGGAUCAACCUCUUCCAACCCAUCUGGAACCUCAUCAUCCAACCCAAUUACUGGUACUUCAUCCAACCCAUCUGGCUCGACCUCAUCUAACCCAUCUGGUACUUCAUCCAACCCAUCAGGUUCAACCUCUUCCAACCCAUCUGGAACCUCCUCAACUGCAACAUCAUCAAAUCCAUCUGGAUCAUCAUCAUCCAACCCAUCUGGAUCAACCUCAUCGUCAGCAUCAUCCGCCACCUCAUCCAACCCAUCUGGAUCAUCUGCCGCCACCUCUGCCACUGGAUCAUCAGGUGCAUCUGCUUCAUCUGCUUCAUCCACCUCUGGUUCAUCGGGUUCAUCUGCUGCCUCCUCAUCUGCUUCCUCUGGUUCAUCAGCCUCAUCAGCUUCAUCUGGUUCAUCUGCUUCAUCUGGUUCAUCAGCCUCAUCUGCCUCUGCUGGAACUGGAUCCGCUGCUUCCUCUGGAUCAGCUGUUUCCUCUGGGUCCGCUGCUUCCUCUGGUUGUUGGAGUGGUACUACUUGCCCAUCGACCACUGCCGAAUUAAUUGAAUAUGACAACGUUGAAGAAGAAGUUGCAUCCGAAAUUGAAGCUGGUGCAUGCACACCAGGUAAUUUGGGUGGCUGCCAAAUUGGAGAUUUAUUCUUUUAUUGUUUCUCUCAGCCAUGCCCUGAUCACGUCGUGAUGUACAUAGGCAAUAACCAAGUAGCUGAAUGUCCACACACUGGUGAAGACUGUCAUGUUAUUACUCCAUACACUGAAAGCUUCUACACUUGUCGUAGAUUAUGUGAUUCCUCUUAA
Messenger RNA from Cavenderia fasciculata, 1494 nucleotides. RefSeq lists its product as uncharacterized. The record is from RefSeq and is a predicted model, not a curated record. The transcript has 6 exons. Lineage: Eukaryota; Evosea; Eumycetozoa; Acytosteliales; Cavenderiaceae. The coding region runs from base 1 to 1494 and encodes 497 amino acids.